Messenger RNA from Phyllostomus hastatus (greater spear-nosed bat), 2285 nucleotides. RefSeq names its product 25-hydroxyvitamin D-1 alpha hydroxylase, mitochondrial. The coding region runs from base 2 to 1528 and encodes 508 amino acids. Gene Ontology annotation, cellular component: mitochondrial inner membrane. Gene Ontology annotation, molecular function: heme binding; iron ion binding; oxidoreductase activity, acting on paired donors, with incorporation or reduction of molecular oxygen. The transcript is spliced from 9 exons. Gene Ontology annotation, biological process: cortisol metabolic process; C21-steroid hormone biosynthetic process; cellular response to peptide hormone stimulus. NCBI's taxonomy places the organism in Eukaryota, Metazoa, Chordata, Mammalia, Chiroptera, Phyllostomidae. The record is from RefSeq and is a predicted model, not a curated record.
CAUGACCCAGCCCCUCAAGCUCGCCUCCAGAGUGUUGCAUCGCGCCCGCUGUGCUUCCGAGCCGGGCGCCUCACUGGGCUCCAGAAGCUCUGGCUCAGCGCCCUGGAGCUUGGCGGACAUCCCAGGCCCCUCCACGCCGGGUUUCCUUGCCGAACUUUUCUGCAAGGGGGGACUGUCGCGGCUACACGAGCUGCAGGUUAGGGGCACCGCGCGCUUCGGUCCUGUGUGGUUGGCCAGCUUCGGGAAGGUGCGCACGGUGUACGUGGCGGCCCCUACACUCAUUGAGCAACUGCUGCGACAGGAGGGGCCCCGGCCGGAGCGCUGCAGCUUCUCGCCCUGGGUUGAGCACCGUCGCCGGCGCCAGCGGGCUUGCGGACUGCUCACCGCGGAAGGCGAAGAAUGGCAAAGGCUCCGCAGCCUCCUUGCCCCGCUCCUCCUCCGGCCUCAAGCGGCUGCCCGCUAUGCCAGGACCCUAGACAACGUGGUUCUUGACCUUGUGCAACGGCUGCGAUGCCAACGGGGACGCGGUGCUGGCCCCCCCGCCCUGGUUCGUGAUGUAGCCGGAGAGUUUUACAAGUUUGGACUGGAAGGCAUAGCUGCCGUGUUGCUGGGCUCGCGCCUGGGCUGCCUGGAAGCCAAAGUGCCUCCAGAUACAGAGACGUUCAUUCACGCCGUGGGAUCUGUGUUUGUGUCCACACUGUUGACCAUGGCGAUGCCCGAAUGGCUGAACCGCCUUGUGCCGGGACCCUGGGGGCGCCUUUGCCAAGAUUGGGACCAGAUGUUUGCAUUUGCCCAGAAGCACAUGGAACGGCGAGAGGCUGAGAUAGCCAUGAGGAGCCAGAGAAGGCCUGAGGAGGAAAAGGGAUCUGGGGUGCACCUGACCUACUUCCUGUUCCAGGAACAGUUGCCUGCCCCUUCCAUCCUGGGGAAUGUGACAGAGCUGCUGCUAGCCGGAGUGGACACGGUGUCCAACACCCUCGCCUGGGCUUUAUAUGAGCUGUCCCGACACCCAGAAGUCCAAACAGCACUCCAUGCUGAGAUCACAGCUGCCUUGGGCCAGGGGUCCAAUGCCCACUCCUCAGCCACUGCCCUGUCCCAGCUGCCCCUGCUGAAGGCGGUUCUCAAGGAGGUGCUAAGACUGUACCCUGUAGUGCCUGGAAAUUCCCGUGUUCCAGACAGGGACAUUCGUGUAGGCGAUUAUACUAUCCCCAAAAACACGCUGGUCACUCUGUGUCACUAUGCUACUUCAAGGGACCCUACUCAGUUCCCAGAGCCAAAUACUUUUCGUCCAGCUCGCUGGCUGGGGGAAGGUCCAGCUCCCCACCCAUUUGCAUCUCUUCCCUUUGGCUUCGGCAAGCGCAGCUGCAUGGGGAGACGCCUGGCAGAGCUUGAGCUGCAAAUGGCUUUGGCCCAGAUCUUGACCCACUUUGAGGUACAGCCUGAGCCAGGCGCUGCUCCGAUCAGACCCAUGACCCGGACUGUGCUGGUGCCCGAGAGGAGCAUUAACCUACAGUUUGUGGACAGAUAGUCCUGUGGAAGGAUGCUGUUAUCAUUACCCUUUCUCUUUUCAUGGAGGUUUACUAGGCAUAAGAGCAAGAGAUGUGUGUUUCCCCUGAGGACUGUCUAUCUGAUCAGACUGGUCAGAAUGGCCAUAGCAAAUGGUUUGAGGCAGCCCUGACCAAGGUGUGAAGUGUGCAUUUGGCCUGACCCAGCAGGCCCAGAGAAAACCAUAGUCCCUCUGCCUGUGCAGCCCUUCUCCUGGUUGUGUCAUAUGUAUCCUUCCAGGGCUAGCUCAGACUUUAAUGAAUAAUGCUGGGCGAUCUGAGGGAGAAUUCCACUGCUGCCCUUUUGGGGCUUCCACAGUGUUCGUUGAUGCUGCUGGCUAAGCUCUUAGCAUGACACAAGCUAAGUACUUGUGCAUCUGGUCUGCACCUGGUUGGUCCUCUCUCCUUGUUAUGUGAGCUCUUUGAGAGGAAAAAUGAGGCCUUAUUCAGUCUUUAUAUCCCCUACCAGGGCCUAUCCCUAAGUGAUACCACACAAAUUCUCAGACUGAAUCUGGACCAUCUAGCAGAAGGUUACCAAAGCUCCAAGCAGCUUACCAAGAUCUGUCUACCCCAUUCCUUCUCACCUUGCCUCUAGGAGGGUGAGUCUGCCCUUGCCUGGUUUAUGAUUUAAAAAAAAAAAAAAACUAUCCUUGAGCCCUGGCUGGCAUGGCUCAGUGGAUUGAGUGCAGGUUGCAAACCAAAGCAUCGCAGGUUCGAUUCCCAGUCAGGGCACGUGCCUGG